AUGGCACUCUCAAUGUCUGAUUCCGAGAAAGACCGCAAACCCACCGUCAGAGAAUUCCUCGACGAAGACAUUGCCGAAGAUAUCCUCCUCGAAAGCGAGCUUCUGCUUCUCUCAUUUGCAACUGGCAUUCAGGACGCCGCAGCCUGGCCGGAUUAUAUGUGUUUCGCCUCCAAUCAAACAGGAAAUACCCUAUUCCUUGCUAUCGGAGUAGCCGGCCUCGCUCACGAUGCCUUCAGCUUUGCGAAUAUCGGGGUGAGCCUGAGCCUCUUUAUUGCGGGAGGCUUUAUAAUGGGCCAACUGGGAAACUACAUCGGUGUGCGACGGCGCCUGUGGCUUUUAAUUAGCAACUUCAUCCAAACAGCGCUGGUAUUCUGCGCUUUGAUGAUCCAAUAUUCCUGGCCUAUUCAACGGGAUGGACCCGCCGCCUUGGGAGUUAUUGGAUGUCUUGCCUUUUCAUCCGGUGCACAGGUUGCCAUGGCCCGUUCGUUAAAGAUCACGGAAAUUACGACCGCAAUGGCGACGGCGGCCUUUAUCGAUGUAGUUAUUGAUCCGAGUUUGGCGAAGAUCAAGAAUCGGCUGCGGAAUCGCAGAGUCAUGUUUCUUGUCAUGUUGACGUUGGGUUGUUUUGUUGGUGCUUUUGCGCAGCGGGAGGUUAGCUCGUCGUUUCCUAUUUUGCUUUGUGCCAUUGCGAAAGCGAUGGUUAAUGUGGCUUUUUUGUUCAAUCGGCCCAUGACACCUGAUGCAGUAGAUUCGAAAGUUUAG
Molecule: messenger RNA, 762 nt
Organism: Penicillium manginii
Lineage: Eukaryota; Fungi; Ascomycota; Eurotiomycetes; Eurotiales; Aspergillaceae
Product: YoaK family protein
Exons: 1
Coding region: 1-762 (253 amino acids)
Source: RefSeq, a predicted model, not a curated record